Molecule: messenger RNA, 702 nt
Organism: Acaulospora morrowiae
Lineage: Eukaryota; Fungi; Glomeromycota; Glomeromycetes; Diversisporales; Acaulosporaceae
Source: the annotation of a GenBank genome assembly
AUGAAUUCCAUCAACGAGGACGAAUUUUUGCAGGCUUUCAUGCAAAUCAAACAUAAUGAUAUUUUUUUGCCUGGAGAAUUGCAUCGUCCCACCGAUAAAAAUACAGGGAUAUGCGUGUUUGUUCACGGAUCCGGAUCAAGCAGAUUUAGCCCAAGAUACAUUGCGAAGGCUCUUCGAUCUCGAGGAAUAGGCACAUUUUUGUUAGACCUUCUCACUCCCGAAGAAGAGCAGAUUGAUGAGGUGACAAGACACUUGCGUUUCAACAUAGAGAUGUUGGCUGAAAGGGUUGUUUCGGUAAUUGAUCACUUUGAAAAGGCCGAGGACUUGAAGGGGUUGCCAAUUGGAUUGUUUGGGGCUUCGACCGGGGGUGGAGCUGCAUUACUUGCUGCUCUCAAACGUCCAGAUCGAGUCCGAUUGGUUAUUGCUCGUGGCGGCAGACCUGACUUGAUGAACCCCGCGCUUCUCAAAGAGAUAAUUACCCCUACUUUAUUCAUAGUGGGUGGGAAUGAUUCUGUGGUGCUGAAAAUGAAUGAGAAAGCGUUCAAUGAUCUGGGUAGUCAGAUCAAGCACUUGACAGUCAUUCCUGGCGCCACCCAUUUGUUCGAAGAACCAGGUUGUCUCGAAAAGGUAGCGGAUCUCGCGAUUCAAUGGAUGGAACGAUACUUGAUUGAAAAGGAAGUCACAGAGCAAUCUAAGCGAUGA